CAUCAACAAGCUGACCUUCAAGUCCAACAUCGCUUCCAAAGGGUCACAAGGUCGUGGAAACACUAGCCUGCCGCAAAAGGAGCCGCCAUGGUGUGUCAGACGCCCAAAUGCGGGUGGUUCGCAAGGAACCCCGCGCUGAACCCUUCCACGCCAAAUACCCCGACUGCACUUUCAGUCUUGACGGUCCCGUAUAGCCAGAAUGGCUAGGCAGUACUACUCUCUGCGCCGUUGGACUUUCUGUGGUCAAGCCUUACCGGGACAAGAUGGCCCGAACCAGUAAGUUCCAAAGAUUUCUAGCAAACGAGGCAAUCGUGAAGGUAGGACCUGGUACGCUCCUCACUACCAUAUUUCGCCGCUUCCUCGAGCACUGGGCUUCCAUUGAUACCUCAAGAUGCUGUUCCGUUCCUCGGUCCGUACAUCCUUGGUACGCCCCCUCAGGUGUAACGUCAUUGGCUCUACGCCGUCUCGUUCCAUGCGAACAUUGCCGUUGUUCUCGCUGGAAAACAAGACUUGCGUCGUCACAGGAUCUGCCCGAGGACUUGGUAAAGAGUUCCUCACUGCGUUCGCUCUCUCUGGCGCAAAGGGCGCUUGCGUCGACCUGUCUCUCGAAGCUGGCGAGUCCUCCAUCUCUUCAAUAGCAUCUCAGGUCAAGGAAGCAUAUCCAAAUGUGCCCGCUCCAGAACUCCGCGCGUACGGAUGCAACGCGACCAUUGAAAACGACGUCAAGACAACAUGGAACCAGAUCGUGAAGGACUUCGGCAAAGUCGACGUCCUUGUCACGGCAGCGGGCAUCGUGGACAACGUCGAGGCCGAGAACUACGAAUAUGCCCGCUGGCGGAAAAUGAUGGACAUCAACGUCGAUGGGAGCUGGCUUUUUGCCCGCGAGGCUGGCAAGCACAUGCUCCAGCACAACAUUCAAGGGUCCAUCAUUCUCAUCGCAAGCAUGUCCGCUACGAUUUGUGUCCGACCGCAGAAGCAAGCCGCAUACAACACCUCCAAGGGUGCCGUACAGAUGCUGGCCAAGAGUCUGGCUACGGAAUGGGGUCCCAGGGGUAUCAGAGUCAAUAGCCUGAGUCCGGGUUACAUGGCAACGGACUUGAUCAAGGGCCUCCUGGAGCAUGAAGGCAAAGAGCUUGUUGGGUCAUGGGAGAAGGAUAUCCCAAUGGGAAGGAUGGCUGAGCCAAGUGAGCUGAGAGGUACAAUCGUCUGGAUGGCCUCCCCAGCUUCAAGCUAUCUGAACGGCUCAGACGUGAUUGUCGACGGUGGAUAUACAUGUUGGUGAUCGAUCAUGUGCAGGACCUAGACAAGGUGCAUGCAUUCAGAAAGCAGUGUUCUGGGGAGCAUCAUAUGGAAGACAGGAUCCACUUCUCCCCUGCAGAGG
Molecule: messenger RNA, 1381 nt
Organism: Exophiala viscosa
Lineage: Eukaryota; Fungi; Ascomycota; Eurotiomycetes; Chaetothyriales; Herpotrichiellaceae
Product: gluconate 5-dehydrogenase
Exons: 4
Coding region: 392-1282 (296 amino acids)
Cellular component (GO): intracellular anatomical structure
Molecular function (GO): oxidoreductase activity, acting on NAD(P)H, oxygen as acceptor
Source: RefSeq, a predicted model, not a curated record